GUUUGCCAUCGUGAGCAAAAUCCCUAUCAACCAAAGCGAGGUUGCGCGCCGCCCCUCCCAUCAUCCAUUUCUCCAUCUUCUGCCACGCCUAUCACUUCUAUUGAGGGCGAUUCGGCUUGUUCAGAGUUAUGAAUUCAGCACGGCAAAUCCCCAGGCUUGUGCCCGGUGCCCCAUUGAGGCCAUCAGGCUUGCGGAGCUCCCGUUGCACGCCGCCCUCACAGUACCGUUCUCUCUCGUCUCGGGUAACACAACCCGGUGUUUCUGAGAGUGCGACAUGCUCUACAUCCGUGCUUCUCCAGCGACAGCCGCUCUUGCGCUCGACGCUCCCUGUCAAUGCCCUCAGGUUAGACAGCAUAUCACGGAGCCACGCACGCUUGUUCCACGUCUCGGGCCGCAUACAGCAAAAGGACGCCGCAGAGAAGGAGGCCAAGACACCACCAGAAACAAAGGAAGGCGAGGAAGAGAAAUCUUCAGAGCCUAAAGAGGAGUCUAGGGAGAAGGCAAAAGAAGAGAAGGAGGGCGAGGAGAAGGAGGGCGAGGAGAAGGAGGGUGAAGAGAAGGCCGAGGGCAAGGAGAAGGAGAAAAAAGAGGAUCUCCCUCCACCACCGCCUCAUGGCGACAAGACCCCAUGGCAGGUGUUCCUAGAGACCAUGGAUACCGAGCUCAAGCAGUCCAAGGAGUGGAACGAGUCAACCAAGGCCCUCGCCUCCUCCGCGAACGAGUUUGUCGAGAGUGAGCGCGUUCGGAAAGCACGACAAGCCUACGAGGCCACCUCGGGCGCCGUCUCGUCCACGGCUGCGAAAGCGGUCAAGUCGACAGCCGGCGCCAUCGGGAAGGGUGCCACGUGGACGUGGGACACUCCUGUUAUGAAAGGCGUGCGCAAAGGCGCAAAUAAAACGGGCGAGGCGCUCGACAAGGCGACCAAGCCGAUCCGGGACACCGAAGCGUACAGGAACGUCAAGGAUGUCAUCGACGACGGGAGCAGCUCCAGGUACGGCGGGUGGGUCGACAAGGAGGAGCGCAAGCGUCGGAGGGAGCUGCGGGAGCAAAUGGACAAGAAGAAUGGGGUGGACAAUACGAUCCACGAUGAGGAUCCCAAUGCCGGAACCAACGUCACGCUUCACAAGGACGCCGCGUGGAAGGAGGCAUGGAGGGACUUCAGAGAUCAAAACAAAUUCGUCCAGGGCGUAUUCGGCAUGAAGUCAGUGUACCAAGAGUCGGAAAAUCCCCUGAUCUCGACGGCCCGAAGCAUUACCGACAGGGUUGCCGGCUUCUUUGCCGAGAACGAGACGGCCAUGGUGAUCAAGAAGCUACGGUCCAUGGACCCGUCGUUCAAGCUGGAGCCGUUCAUACAAGAACUCCGCGAGUACAUUCUCCCCGAGGUCUUGGACGCCUACGUCAAGGGCGACGUGGAGACACUGAAGCUGUGGUUGUCGGAGGCUCAGUAUUCCGUCUACGAGGCCCUGACCAAGCAGUAUCUGCAGGCUGGCCUCAAGUCGGACGGCAAAAUCCUCGACAUCCGAGGAGUGGACAUCCUCCGCGCACGGAUGCUCGACCCUGGUGAGAUCCCGGUAUUCAUCGUCACCUGCCGGACACAGGAGGUCCAUGUCUACCGCAACGCCAAGUCAGGCGAGCUCGCGGCGGGUAUGGAGGACAAGGUCCAGCUGGUUACUUACGCCAUCGGCGUCACACGCAUUGCCGAGGACGUCAACAACCCGGAGACGAGGGGAUGGCGUCUGAUCGAGAUGCAGAAGAGCGGCCGCGACUACAUUUAAUCGGCCUGCAUUUACGAACUCGACGCGUGUGUGACUCCCCAGGAGGGGGGCAAACGCCCAAGCACCUUGCCCAAGGUGCUGGUUACUUCUCAUUCAUUGUGUUCUAUUGUCACAAAAACUGUAUCAUACGGCAUCUGGGAUCCUGUCGCCUGAGAUUGCGGGGAGUUUUGGGGCUUAUUGUGGUAUAGAGCAGGAGGAGCAGGCGGAAGGCGUCUUGAUGCAUUUCUACGAUCACACCACUCCGCGAGGGCCGAUUGGAGACGGCCAUGACAUGAAAAGUAUACUGUACAAUAUUGAAGGAGACGUGGAUGCGACGGGAGGGGCGCGUCCUCGACGACCAAACGAUGCAUCCGAGACAAUACAUAAUAAUACCUAAAAUAUGGG
This is a messenger RNA of Chaetomium fimeti, 2159 nucleotides long. RefSeq lists its product as uncharacterized. The record is from RefSeq and is a predicted model, not a curated record. Gene Ontology annotation, molecular function: protein-folding chaperone binding. Gene Ontology annotation, biological process: protein import into mitochondrial matrix. NCBI's taxonomy places the organism in Eukaryota, Fungi, Ascomycota, Sordariomycetes, Sordariales, Chaetomiaceae. Gene Ontology annotation, cellular component: mitochondrial inner membrane. Bases 129 to 1775 code for a protein of 548 amino acids. The transcript is spliced from 2 exons.